UGCAGAUCUACUUACAUCAUGCUGGUCUUUACUGGUUCUCAUGUGUGUAUAAAUACACCACCCCACGCCUUCCCCCCACAUUUCGUUCCGCGAGCAGACCGUCAUUGCGUACACGAGGAAUAUGGCCGUGCAAGCGCAGCAUCUCUCCAACAGUACUUUCUCGCCGGACUUCCGCAGCUGGGCCGGGAACGAUGUUAUGGAAGAACUCCAUCUGGUGCAGGACCAGCGCAAGAUGCUUGGGGUAUACACCGGCCGUCCUGGCGGCGUCAACGAUGGCACGGUGUUCAGCGACCCCAAUAGCGAGCUAUCUUGCAAUGCUUCCGGGCCGAGGAAGCGGCCGCGGGAGGCCGAGCUGCUCGUGGCGCUGCAGCAACCCUCCCAGGAUUACAAGCUUAACCUCGAGUCGCGGCUCCGCUACCCCAACCUCAUGAACAGGCUGGUUCCGUUGAGCUCGAUCGCCGCCAACGUCACCCCCUCUGGCUGUCAGCACAGCCGCUUGGCCGAGUCUGGCGGUACCUCCACCAGUGGCCGUCCCGUUUCCCUUCUCACACAAGACCUUGUAUCCCAUCUCUUAACCCAGGAGAUCGAGAUCGACGCCCUCGUUCGUCAUCAGGUGCCAUCUCCAUCCCCACCUUCUCCCUCUCCCUUCCUGCAUAGGUUCGAUCGGUUCUUUCUUCCCUUCCUUCCUUGAAGUCUAAAUCUUUUUCUUCCAACUAU
Musa acuminata subsp. malaccensis (wild Malaysian banana) is the source of this 717-nucleotide messenger RNA. Lineage: Eukaryota; Viridiplantae; Streptophyta; Magnoliopsida; Zingiberales; Musaceae. The record is from RefSeq and is a predicted model, not a curated record.